GUGAACAAAGGCUCUACAGGCUUUAUCUGGAGAUCUGCCGUGUCAUCAUGCCGUUUGCGCAACUGGUCAUCGGACCCCCGGGGGCAGGGAAAUCCACCUACUGCAAUGGAAUGCACCAGUUUCUCGGCGCCAUCGGCCGCAAAUGCUCCGUCGUCAAUCUGGACCCCGCUAACGAUCAGACUUCAUAUCCGUGUGCGCUGGACGUCCGCGACCUCGUCACGCUGGAGGAUGUCAUGAGUGAAGACCGGCUAGGGCCGAAUGGGGGGGUUCUGUACGCGGUGGAGGAGGUGGAGCAGAACUUUGACUGGCUGGAGGAGGGGUUAAAAGAGCUGGGUGACGACUAUAUCCUGUUUGACUGCCCUGGUCAGGUAGAGCUCUUCACGCAUCACUCGUCCCUACGAAAUAUCUUCUUCAAGCUCCAGAAACUUGGAUAUAGACUCGUCGUAAUACACCUCAUCGACUCCUACAACCUCACCCUCCCAUCCAUGUACAUCUCCGCUCUCCUCCUCUCCCUCCGCGCCAUGCUCCAAAUGGACCUCCCGCACCUCAACGUCCUCACCAAGAUCGACAACCUAACCAACUACUCCCCGCUCCCCUUCAACCUAGACUUCUACACCGAGGUGCAAGAUCUCAACUAUCUCCUGCCGCAUCUGGAAGCCGAAUCGUCGCGUCUGGCGCACACCAAGUUCGGCCCCCUCAACCAUGCUAUCAUUGACCUGGUGGAGGAGUUUGGGCUCGUGAGCUUCGAGACCCUCGCUGUGGAAGACAAGAAGAGCAUGAUGAGUCUGUUAAGGGUCAUUGACCGCGCUAGCGGGUACGUGUUUGGGCCGGCGGAGGGCGCCAACGACACGGUGUGGCAGGUGGCUGUGCGCGAGGGACUGGGGACGAUGGACGUGCGGGACGUCCAGGAGCGCUGGCUGGAUGCGAAGGAUGAAUAUGACGAUCAUGAGUUGCGAGGACUGCAGGAAGAAGCCAAGGCACGGGAGGAGGCUGCCGGCGGCGAUGGUGCGGGACCAGGUGACGAGGACUUCGACGAGGAUAUGCCGCAAGGUCCGCUACCGGAUAGCGGGGUGAAAGUUGUACGAAAAUCAUGACAUUGC
Messenger RNA from Aspergillus candidus, 1100 nucleotides. Its product is annotated as GTPase GPN2. Bases 48 to 1094 code for a protein of 348 amino acids. The record is from RefSeq and is a predicted model, not a curated record. Gene Ontology annotation, cellular component: cytoplasm. Gene Ontology annotation, molecular function: GTPase activity. The transcript is spliced from 3 exons. Lineage: Eukaryota; Fungi; Ascomycota; Eurotiomycetes; Eurotiales; Aspergillaceae.